AUGAAUAUUCUAGCGACUGCGCGGCUGUAUAUCGGCGAAAUGGUGACACAGGCCGGCCCGCAGAUGAAAGUUUUGCUGAUGGAUAAGGAAACGACGGGAAUCGUUUCGUGUGCCUUUGCCCAAUCAGAAAUGAUGCACAAAGAGGUCUACUUGUUUGAGAGAAUCGACAACGCCGCGCCACGGGAAAACAUUAAACAUUUGAAGUGUAUUGUCUUUGUCCGUCCCACCGCCGAGAACAUUCAAUUGUUGUGUCGAGAGCUCCGAUCGCCUAAAUACGCUCAAUAUUAUAUCUUCUUCUCCAACAUUGCUAACAAAAGCGAUAUCAAGCUGCUCGCCGAAGCUGAUGAAGAAGAAACGGUUCGCGAGGUGCACGAGUUCUUCAUCGACGCCGUCCCGUUGUCCAAACAUCUGUUAUCAAUCGGUCUUCAUCAUCCAUACGAUGCAUCUCUCCGCCUCAGCACCACCGCUUUUCUGCACGCAAAACAGACGAUCAUCUCGUUGUUGUUGGCUUUCAAAAAGGCGCCAACUGUUUGCUAUCAAAAGUCGAACGGCGAUUGCGAGAAAUUGGCCGACGAGGUGACACAGGUGAUGCGCCGUGAGGAGGCCCUCUUCCGGACGUGCAAAGAGGAUACGCUGUUGUUGGUGAUCGAUCGAUCCGAGGAUUGUGCCACGCCACUUUUGAAUCAAUGGACGUAUGAAGCGAUGGUGCACGAGCUACUCGGCUUGCAGAAUAAUCGAGUGACGCUGGAUGGACAAAGUUUGGUGCUUUCCGAACUACAAGAUGAAUUUUAUGAAAAAAAUGUAAACGCGAAUUUCGGUGAGAUCGGACAGAGCAUAAAGCAAUUGAUGGAACAAUUUCAGUCAAAGGCUCAAAUCCACAAAAAUGUCGAAUCGAUAGCGGAUAUGAAGAGUUUUGUCGAGGAAUACCCGCAAUUCAAGAAAAUGUCAGGCACCGUUUCAAAGCACGUCUCGAUUGUGGGCGAGUUGAGUCGCCUUGUUGCCGCGAAUAAUCUCUUGGAAGUGUCGGAGUUGGAACAAUCGAUUGUGGUUGAUGGAGAUCACACGACAUGCCUCGAUCGAGUCAGAAAUCAUCUGGUGAACAAGCAGACGACAGUAUUGAAUGCGACUCGACUCGUUUUGCUCUACGCGUUGCGCUUCGAACAACACCAAAACAACGAUAUCGAUGGUGUGGUGGCGUUGUUGAGAUCGAAAGAACCAGCUGCUGCUUCCCUUGUGCGAGUGCUUUUGCGAUUUGGCGGAGCGUCGAGACGAAAGAAUGACCUCUUCGGGAGCCAAUCGGCUGUCGAAAUGACGAAAAGAUUCAUCAAAGGGUUGAAAGGCGUGGAGAACGUGUACACCCAGCACACCCCGUAUUUGACGCAAAUCAUCGAGUCGAUUGCGAGAGGACGAUUCAACGAGAAUGUCUACCCGAAACACACGGCGUCACAGUAUAGCGCUCGAGUCGACAACAUCAUCGUUUUUGUGAUCGGCGGAGCGACGUAUGCUGAGUUGGCUCAAGUGCGGGCUGCAAACGAGCGUCGGAAUCAAGCCGGAGGUCCGUCAGUUCUCCUCGCCACCACACAUAUGCUCAAUGCGCAAAGUUUUAUCGAUCAACUACGCGAGAUGGGCGGCACAACGAGG
Molecule: messenger RNA, 1641 nt
Organism: Mesorhabditis belari
Lineage: Eukaryota; Metazoa; Nematoda; Chromadorea; Rhabditida; Rhabditidae
Source: the annotation of a GenBank genome assembly